AUGUAUGAGGAUUUCGUAAGGUCUCCCAUUCAUCAGAAACAAUUAGCUGAAGAUGAUGACUGGCUCCUCCUUGUCAGCUCCGAUCACCAGAAGAAGGCAAGGUUUGCGGUGGUAACUGGUGGUGCCAGAGGCAUUGGUGAAAGCACUGCUAGGCUUUUCAUCCGACACGGCGCGAAGGUCGUUCUUGCCGAUGUACAAGACGACCUUGGCCGAGCCAUAUGCGAAGACAUUGCCAAUGAUGAAGUGGUUUCCUAUAUCCAUCGUGAUGUUAGCUGUGAAUCCGAUGUUGAAAACGCCGUAAACACUGCCAUGGCCAAGCAUGGUAAGCAGGACAUAAUGUUCGGCAAUGCUGGAAGUACAGGGAAGGGUGUCAAUUUUACCCGUCAACACGGACACUACAUAUUCCAUUAA
Molecule: messenger RNA, 411 nt
Organism: Ilex paraguariensis (yerba mate)
Lineage: Eukaryota; Viridiplantae; Streptophyta; Magnoliopsida; Aquifoliales; Aquifoliaceae
Source: the annotation of a GenBank genome assembly